GGGAAGUUCUGGAACCACCCACAGCCUCUUCGAGGGCAGUGAGCACGGCCCCCUUCCUCUGUAAUGACGGGGGAGGCACAAACAGUUCUUGCCUGACAGGAAAAGGAACAACGGGGCUUUGAAUCUGAAUUGGGGGGCUUGUGUUUUAUGUAAACCAGUUCGGUGUGCUCAGUAAAGCCACGGCCAGUGAAGUCACGGAAUGUGGAGAAACUGGAUGAACGGGAAGCGGGUGGCUGGCCUGUAAAUCUGUCACUUUAACAUGAUGUAACUUGCCUGACUGAAACAGAUUAGGACCAACAGGAAGAAUUUUCCGAUUGAUUGUGAGGAAGACAGCACUAAAUUGUAGCACAGGGUCUUACAGCUCGAGGCCCAGUCGGAAGAGAAGGCAUUGGAAGAUUUGAUAAGGAAGCUGUAGCAAGUCAGGUUUCACAGGGGGGAUGCCGGUCCCUCUUAAGAAAAAGAAAACUACAGCCAGAGAGCUUUGGGGAGCCAGGGCGUGUAUUCAACGUCAGCAUCAACUACUUCGGGGGGGCCAGCGGCCCCCGGAAAGAGCGCAGCGCUGGCGUCAGUGCCUAGACGGUGGCUCUCACCUGCCCCGGAAGUACUGUUGCUUUAGAGCCUUGCCUUCCGGGGCAGACUGUCUGUCGCAGCAGCUGGAGGAAAGGGAGGCCAUUUUCCGUUUUUGAGAAGAGUGAGGGGUAAGGGGGGGGAGAAAAGGAAGGGACAGAAAGGGCUCGGCGCCUCCCCGCUGGGCCGUGGACAGUGGGGCAGUUUUGGCAGGCGGGUGAGGUCGCUGCGGGCCCGGAGGAGAUGUUUUCCCUGUCGAGCACAGUGCAGCCCCAGGUUACAGUUCCUCUGAGUCAUCUCAUCAAUGCCUUCCAGUCACCAAAAACCACGUCUAUUUCUGUCGGUGCAUCAAUUUCUCAAAACCAACAUCGAGAUGUGGUUCCUGAGCAUGAGACUCCUAGCAAUGAGGCUGUACUGAAUUUAAGGGACCUUGGAUUAUCUGAAUUAAAAAUUGGACACAUUGAUCAACUGGUAGACAGUCUACUUCCUGGAUUUUGUAAAGGCAAAAACGUUUCUUCCCAUUGGCGUACAUCUCAUGUCUCUGCACAGUCCUUCUUUGAAAAUAAAUAUGGUUACUUAGAUAUGUUUAGUACUUUACGUUCCUCUGGCUUGUAUAGACAACGUUCAAGAACUCUUAAAAGCAUUUGUUCAGAUCUUCAGUACUGGCCAGUUUUCAUACAGUCUCGGGGUUUUAAAACUUUGAAAUCAAGGACACGACGUCUGCAGUCUACCUCUGAAAGAUUAGCAGAAACACAGCAUAUAGCACCAUCAUUCGUGAAGGGAUUUCUUUUGCGGGACAGAGGAACAGAUGUUGAGAGUUUGGACAAACUCAUGAAAACCAAAAACAUACCUGAAGCUCACCAAGAUGCAUUUAAGACUGGUUUUGCAGAGGGUUUUCUGAAAGCUCAAGCACUAACACAAAAAACCAAUGAUUCUCUAAGACGAACUCGUCUGAUUCUCUUUGUUCUGCUGCUAUUCGGCAUUUAUGGACUCUUAAAAAAUCCAUUUUUAUCUGUCCGCUUCCGGACAACAACAGGGCUUGAUUCUGCAGUAGAUCCUGUCCAGAUGAAAAAUGUCACCUUUGAACAUGUUAAAGGAGUGGAGGAAGCUAAACAAGAAUUACAGGAAGUUGUUGAAUUCUUGAAAAAUCCACAAAAAUUUACUGUGCUUGGGGGUAAACUUCCAAAAGGAAUUCUUUUAGUUGGACCACCAGGGACAGGAAAGACACUUCUUGCCAGAGCUGUGGCCGGAGAAGCCGAUGUUCCUUUUUAUUAUGCUUCUGGAUCAGAAUUUGAUGAGAUGUUUGUGGGUGUGGGAGCCAGCCGUAUAAGAAAUCUUUUUAGGGAAGCAAAAGCAAAUGCUCCUUGUGUUAUAUUUAUUGAUGAAUUAGAUUCUGUUGGUGGGAAGCGAAUUGAAUCUCCAAUGCAUCCAUAUUCAAGGCAGACUAUAAAUCAACUUCUUGCUGAAAUGGAUGGGUUUAAACCCAAUGAAGGAGUUAUCAUCAUAGGAGCCACAAAUUUUCCAGAGGCAUUAGAUAACGCCUUAAUACGUCCUGGUCGUUUUGACAUGCAAGUUACAGUUCCAAGGCCAGAUGUAAGAGGUCGAACAGAAAUUUUAAAAUGGUAUCUGAACAAAAUAAAGUUUGAUCAGUCUGUUGAUCCAGAAAUCAUAGCUCGAGGUACUGUUGGCUUUUCUGGAGCAGAGUUGGAGAACCUUGUGAAUCAAGCUGCAUUAAAGGCAGCUGUUGAUGGAAAAGAGAUGGUUACCAUGAAGGAACUAGAGUUUUCCAAAGAUAAAAUUCUAAUGGGGCCUGAACGUAGAAGUGUGGAAAUUGAUAACAAAAACAAAACCAUCACAGCUUAUCAUGAGUCUGGUCACGCUAUUAUUGCAUAUUACACUAAAGAUGCAAUGCCUAUCAACAAAGCUACGAUCAUGCCACGAGGGCCAACACUUGGACAUGUGUCCCUGCUGCCUGAGAAUGACAGAUGGAAUGAGACCAGAGCUCAGCUGCUUGCACAAAUGGAUGUUAGUAUGGGAGGAAGAGUGGCCGAGGAGCUCAUAUUUGGAACUGAUCAUAUUACAACAGGUGCUUCCAGUGAUUUUGAUAAUGCAACCAAAAUAGCAAAGCGGAUGGUUACCAGAUUUGGAAUGAGUGAAAAGCUUGGAGUUAUGACCUACAGUGAUACAGGAAAACUGAGUCCAGAAACUCAAUCUGCUAUUGAACAAGAAAUCAGAAUCCUUCUAAGGGACUCAUAUGAACGAGCGAAACAUAUCUUGAAGACUCAUGCAAAAGAGCAUAAGAAUCUGGCAGAAGCUUUAUUGACCUAUGAGACUUUGGAUGCCAAGGAGAUUCAAGUUGUUCUUGAGGGGAAGAAAUUGGAAGUGAGAUGAUAACUCUCUUGAAAUGGAGGCAUUGCUGGUUUUAUUGCAAGAAUAUAAGUAUCAUUGCAGUAAUCUCCUUUUGCAAUGCUUUUCUCCCAUUCUUGACUUGAUAUCACUCAAGAGUGUGAAAUACUUUGUUGAUAUUUGUCACAGUUAUCUAAUUAUGGUUAUUCUCAUGAUGGACACCUACUGCAAAUAGCAAACAUAUUAAAGAAAAUAAAGAACUAUCAGGAUUGAAAACAGCUUGUUUGAAAAUGUCAAUCAGUUAUUAAGUUGAAAAUAAGUAAUGAUUUUAUGGGUGGUUAUUGUACUAGAUGUGAAUAAAAAUUGUGCCUUUAGCUCCUGGGAAGUAUUUUUAGUUAGCAAAGUAAAAUUGUUGAAGGGUUGUCUUUAUUUCUAGAUCAUACCAUUGAUCUUUGAUAAAGAAAUGAUGCUAUUUGGCUGUUGGUAAACCAUAUUUCUACGUACAUCAGUGGAAACUUCAUUAAGAUGCACUUAAUCAUGCUCCACAUUGACCAUAUAUAAAAUGGUUUUUAAAAAUCUAAGAGUAGAGAAUUGUAAACGUACAGAUAGAAUCAGGAUUUAAAUGAUUCUAACCUUUUAAAAAUGCAUCUUGCAUUUAUUUUCACAGUGUUUUUUUAAAACAUUACUAUCACUCUAAUGACAUUUAUUUUAUAGCAGCAGUAUUUUGUUAAUUAAACAAGUAACACACUUCAAAUUCAUAUAGUUAUGCUUGGUAUUGAAAGCAAAAUAGAACCAAAAAGUCAGUCCCUUCAAAGUGAACUUUUGAAUUACCCUGUGUUAGAAAUGGAAAGUUGUGUUUACCUUUCCUUCAGAUUUUGUGAAUAUGAAUGUGUUGUUACAGGCUUUACAGAUGAAUUUACUUAACUCAAUAGAGUAAUUAUUUUAGAGGACAUUGUAUUGGUUUUACAACCAAAUUAUAUUCUUGAUGUGAUUUUAUUAAAAUUACAUACAGUUUUCUAAUAACUUUUAUGCUGGAUAUGGUCUUCAUUGAAGAAGUUGAUAGAGGGAGCUUGCUAUGCACUAUUUUUGCCACCUUUUUUGGUAAUUUUAAAUUUUUAUGUACUUUCAAUCUUACAGAAAUGUUAUCAGAAUAAUACAAGGCACUCCCAUAUACCCUUGAUCCAGAUUCACCAAUUAUUUUCAUUUACCCCAUUUUUUUUUAUUGUGCCCCUUCCUUUCUCUUCUCCUCCCUCCCUCCCUCUCCCUUUUUCUGUGUAUAUGUUUAUGUAUGUGUGUGUACAUGUCUUUGUGUGGCUGUGUGUUUUCCUUUCUCUUGGUUACUUCUAGAAUUGAAAUGGCUGGGUCGUGUGGUAAGUUAUUGUUUAACUUUUUAAGAACCUGAUGAACUGUUUUCAAAAUAACUAUACAAUUUUAUGUUCCAACUACUAAUGUAUGAUGGUUCCAGUUUCUCCACAUCUUCUACUGUACUUCUUGUAGUCUGUCUUUUUGAUAAGGCUAUUCUAGUGGGUAUGAAGUAGUAUCUCACUGUGGAUUUAAUUUACGUUUCUCUAGGACUAGUGUUGUUGAGUAGCCUCUCCUAUGCUAUUGGCCAUUUGUGUAUCUUCUUUGGAGAAAUGUCUAUUCAAAUCUUUUACCCCCUUCCCCCCCUUUUUUUGGGUUGUUUGUCUUAUGUGUUGUAAGAGAUCAUGUAUUCUGAAUACAAGUCUUUUUAUCAAAUGGAUUUUGCUUUUUUUAUCCAGUCUGACAAUCUGUCACUUGAGUGGGGUGUUUAGUUCAUUCAUAUUUAAUAUUGAUAUAGUUGUUUUUACAUUGGCAAUUUUGCUAUUUCUUUUCUGUUCUCAUAUCUAAAGUGAUCCCUCUGUUCCUCCUUUUUUGAGUUACAUUUUAGUGGUUGCUCUAUGGAUGACAGUAUGCAUCUUAACUUAUCACAGUCUAUUUCAAAAUAAUACAGAUUUAAUUCUGGUAAAAUGUGGGAACUUUAUUUCUAUCUCCUUUUCUUCUCUUCUUUGUGCUCUUGUUGUCAUAUGUUACAUCUGUACAUGUUAAAGCUUAACAAUACAGUGACAUUACUCCUGCUUUAUGUAAUCAUAUGCUCAGUCUUUAUCUGGGAAUGUCUUUAUUUUGCCUUUGUUUUUUAAGAAUCAUUUUGCUGGAUGUAGAAUACAUGGUUGACAGUUUUUUCUUUAGUCACUUUGAAUAUGGUAUCCCACAGACCCCUGACUUGCAUUAUUUUUCAUGAGCAGUCAGCUGUUAAUUAUAAUUUUGGUCUUCUUUUGUAAUAGGUUGUUUUUUUUCUUGCACCUUUCAAGAUUUUUUUCUUAGCCUUGUCUUUUAACAGUUUGAUUAUAAUGUGUUUAGGUGUAGCUCUCCAUGUGAUUUUUCCUACUUGGGAUUUGUUGAGCUUUUUGGAUCUGUAGAUUAAUGUUUUUCAUCAGAUUUGAGAAGUUUUGGCAAUUAUUUCUUCAAAUAUAUUUAUCUGUCCUUUUCUCUCUCUCUUUUCCUUGUGGGAUUCUUGUCAUAUGUGUGUUGAUACAUUUGAUGUUGAUCUGGUGUCUGAGACUUUGUUCAUUUGCUGAUUCUUCAAGUUCACUGCUUCUUUCUUCUGCCAUCUCAAAUCCACUGAAUUUAUCAUUUCAGAGAUUGUAUUUUUCAGCUCCAAGUUUCCAUUUGUUCUUUCAUAUACUUUGUAUCUCUUUAUUGAGAUUCUUCAUGCAUUACAUCAUUUUCAUCAUAGUUUUCAUUAAGUCUUUAAACAUGACUUCCAUUAGUUCUUUGAACAUGUUCAUAAUAGCUGCUUUUGGGUCUUUGCUAAAUCCAGCACUUGGAGACACUCAGUUUCUAUUUAAUGCUUUUCUUCCUUAGUAAGGGUCACACUUGUUUCUUUGCUGUCUUGUUGAAUUUCAGAUAAUGUAGCAGUUACAGAUUCUGAUUUUCUCCCCAGAGUGGUGUUCUUGUUUUGUUUAGUAUCUUGCCUUCAGUAAAUUUGUGAAGUCUGUCUCUACUACAAUAUGCAGCCACUUAUGAUAUCUCUGCCUAUUUUUUAAAAUUUUGAAUCUUGCUUCCUGAAGGUCUGUUGCAUCUGCAUAGCUUAGCAUUAUCCAAAGAUUGAACAGAGGUUGUGUUCAAUCCCCAUCAGUCAGGCCCUCCAUUCUGCUGAUGGAUCUGUGUGUGGAAUGGUGAGUACAUUUAGUAUUCAGGUCAUUUGCAAGACUGCCCUGGUUUUUGCUUUCUAAUGAGCUUUUUUGCUUCUCCUUAGUGCAUAUGUGCAGGCUUUGGCAAUCAUAGAUGUGUGGGUGGCUUGAACCAGCUUCACUUUCUGCUCUGCAUGCCUCUGGUAAAUCUGGAGUAUAUGGAGCACGUGUCAAACCCAGAUGGCUGUCUUACCUCCCAGAACUUCCAGCUACUCCAUUCGUUGUUUGCCCCAAACAGUUCUGCAGCCUCAGGCUAGAGAACUUUGCUUACCACUGAGAUCCCCACUUUACCUUACAAUGCAUGGAGUCAAGUGUGUCUCUCUGGCAGUGGCAGCAAGCUCUGGCGUGGGAUGUGAGGGCACACCACUACAGACUCACAAUGUUCUUGCCUGAACUUCGGUGGUUUUCAUGAAUAAACACUUCUUAGUUUGUUGUAGAUCUUCAGUUGAUUUCCAGAGUACCUACAUGGUAGUUUUUAAACAAUUUUAUCCAACUUAAGAGUUGCUGUUUUAAAAGUGGAGUUGAUUGGUCAGCCUCCUCACAUCAUCAUGCUGAAAGUAAAUCUCCCUGACUUAUUUUGAAUCACACUCCACUCAAAACAGUUUAAUAAGAAUGGACUUAGGACUUGUAAACCUUUCAAAGCUAUCCAUUCAAAGCUACUAGUAUGCCAGAGUUUCGCAUGUAACCCAUAUCUAUUAAAUUGAUUGCUUUUGGUAAUUGAUAUGUUUUAUUUUUAGAUACUCUUUGUAUUUGUUCAUAUUCAUUUUAAAGUAAAUACUGAGUUAUUUCAAUCCAGCAAGUUAUGAGCAUAUUUCUUAAUGUAAGUAUGUAAUAUUUUAAUAAAAUAUGUUGGAAUGUA
Molecule: messenger RNA, 6984 nt
Organism: Diceros bicornis minor
Lineage: Eukaryota; Metazoa; Chordata; Mammalia; Perissodactyla; Rhinocerotidae
Gene: YME1L1
Product: YME1 like 1 ATPase
Exons: 19
Coding region: 811-2958 (715 amino acids)
Biological process (GO): protein quality control for misfolded or incompletely synthesized proteins; mitochondrion organization
Cellular component (GO): mitochondrial inner membrane
Molecular function (GO): metalloendopeptidase activity; ATP hydrolysis activity; ATP binding
Source: RefSeq, a predicted model, not a curated record